AAAAGAGUUCAGAGAAAUAUAAGUUUGGUCCAAGCAAGGAAAAGGCAAAAUAAAGGUGGAGAAGCGCAAAUUAUGUGGUUCCAGUCUUGCAAACCAAUUCUUCAAGUAGGAAUCGUUGGGAAAAAGUAAUGGGUUUGCUUCAAAGCCAACCGAAUCUCACUCCUUUCCUCGCCUUCUCAUUGCAUCUUCUCUUUCCUCCUUUCUUCUCUCUAUAUAUAAUAUUUGUUUAUAUAUGAUUUGUAGCUUUCUGGGUUGGGGAACAUAAUAUAUUUGUUUACAGGAGUGCUUUCCUUCUCUUAUCUGAUAUUUCCUCUUGUUUUCAUCACCCCGUAUUGGAGUUGAAUUGGAGAUGAUUAUGAUGAUGAUGGAGAGUCAAGAGGAAACUGUUGUUUGUAACGAUCAGUUGCAGAUUAACAAAGGGAAACAUAGUAAGCGCUCGAGGCAGCUGUCUCCUCUGAGUUUGGCGAUGGCUUCGAGCCCGACGACAACGGUGACGACUUCUAGUGGAGGGGAGAGUGGGAGGAACAGUGAUGAUUCGAGAGGGUUUGCAUCUCCGGUAACAUCUGUUGCGUUUGCAGAAAGCACUGAGGAAGACGAAGACAUGGCUAAUUGUUUGAUACUUUUGGCUCGAGGUCAAACAAGAAAAUCAACACCCCAACUGGUUUCUUUGGCGACGACGAGCAAGACAAUGACCGGGGUGUAUGUUCACCAGUGCAAGACGUGUAACCGGUGUUUCCCUUCGUUCCAGGCGCUUGGUGGACAUAGGGCAAGCCACAAGAAACCCAAAGUUGUUAACGAUGAAGAGGACAAUAAAGGGUUGAUGUUUGUGAAAGAGGAUGUUCAUCAGCCAUUCAAUAACAUGAAUACAACACUUUCACUUCAGAUAACGAAUAAGCCUGUUUUAGGCGAUAGCAUCAAACCCAAAGUUCACGAGUGUUCGAUCUGUGGAGCCGAGUUCUCAUCCGGACAAGCUCUUGGGGGCCAUAUGAGGAGGCAUAGGUCAUUAAAUAAUGUUCCAAUUCCGACUCCGACAACAACGACGACGACGAGUGUUGGAACAAGGAUUGUGAGAUCUGAAUCAGAAGAUAAGUCCAAGAAACCAAGAACUGUUCUGCAAUUAGAUCUUAACCUUCCAGCACCAGAAGAUGAUCAUCAAAGGGAAACCAAACUUCCAUUAGUUUCCAAGCAGGAAAAGCUACUGCUCUUUCCGGUUUCUUCUAUGGUUGAUUGCCAUUACUAGAAGUGCAAACUCCAAGUGUUUAGUC
Molecule: messenger RNA, 1265 nt
Organism: Hibiscus syriacus
Lineage: Eukaryota; Viridiplantae; Streptophyta; Magnoliopsida; Malvales; Malvaceae
Product: zinc finger protein ZAT5-like
Exons: 1
Coding region: 350-1240 (296 amino acids)
Source: RefSeq, a predicted model, not a curated record